This is a messenger RNA of Purpureocillium lilacinum, 1614 nucleotides long. RefSeq lists its product as uncharacterized. Lineage: Eukaryota; Fungi; Ascomycota; Sordariomycetes; Hypocreales; Ophiocordycipitaceae. The record is from RefSeq and is a predicted model, not a curated record. Gene Ontology annotation, cellular component: plasma membrane. Gene Ontology annotation, biological process: transmembrane transport. Gene Ontology annotation, molecular function: transmembrane transporter activity.
AUGAACGAAAAGACAACGGAGCAAGGGGCGUCCCGCCCUGAGCUCAGCGACAGCACGGAGAGCCACAUCGGCGACACGACGCACGAAGUCGUCCUCAGCAAAGAUGGCUUCAAGCUCUUCCCGCAACCCGUCCCGAGCGACCCCCUCGACCCCCUCAACUGGUCCUGGGUGCAGAAACACUCCAUCCUAGGCAUCAUCAUGGCUCUGUACUUCAUGUUCACAUACAUCACCACAACCACCGUCCCCUCCUUCCCCCUGCUGCAGGACAAAUACGCCGCCUCCCUCGCGCAAGUCAACUGGACCGUCGCCAUCCCCGCGCUCGGCCUAUCCCUCGGGCCCCUGCUCUGCGCCUCCCCCGCCGACAUCAUCGGGCGGCGGCCCAUCUUCGUGCUCGGCACCGUCAUGGCCCUCGCCGCGACCGUCGGCGCCGCCCUCGCGCCCGACUACCCGUCGUACAUGGCCGCGCGCUUCUUCCAGGGCCUCGGCGUCAGCCCGGCCUCCAACGUCGGGCUCGCCAUCAUCAACGACGUCUUCUUCGAGCACGAGCGCGGCCAAAAGGUCGGCCUGUGGGUGCUCGCCAUCGACCUGGGCCUGCUCUUUGGGCCGCUCGUGGGCGGGUUCGUGAGCUUGGCGGGUGAUGCGUGGAUACAGUGGCUUUCGGCUAUAUUGUUUGGCGUGAUAUUGCUUGCGGAGGUGGCGUUUCUGCCGGAGACGCUGUACCCGCGCGACUUGAUGCUGUCGCAGACGAGGGCGGUGCGUCAUGUGCCGUCCGUCGAGGGUGAUGGAGGGGAGAAGACGCCGUCUGUCCAAGCGGGGAGCAGGCAAGUCGGCGUCGCCCGUACCAAGGGCCUUUCGUUUGCAAACGUCAAGCCCUUGCCGGGCAUCAUGCACCCGAAGCCGUACGACACCAUCAUCCGCUUCGUCAAGACGUUCAAGUACGCCGUCGUGCCCAUCUCGGUCAUGACAUACUGCUUCGGGUGGUACUGGUGGGUGCUGUCGGUGGUCACCGUCCUGCCCAUAGCCUACGCGACAUUCUCGCCUCAGAGCCAAGGGCUGCUUUACAUCGGGCUCAUCGUCGGCACGCUCGUCUCAGAGGUCCUCUGCUCGGGCACCCUGAGCGACUGGCUCAUCGUCAAGCUCGCCAAGCGCGGCAACCACGCAAAGACGCCAGAGAUGCGCCUCUGGUUCGCCUACCCGGCUGCGGUCCUGACGGCCGUGGGCAUGAUUGUCUGGGGCGUGAGCGUCGACCAAGGCUAUCACUGGAUGGUCGGUCAAGUAGCCCUCGCGCUGUUCGGGGCCGGGAUCCAGAUGGGCAACACGGCAGUCUGCUCAUACAUCUUCGACGCGUACCCGAUGCAGAGCAUGUCGACCAUGACGUUUUACGCGGUGAUGCUCAAUCUCUCGGCUUUCAUCGACCCCUUCUUCAUUGUCCCUUGGGUGGAGAAUGUCGGGUUUACCUGGACGUUCGCGGGCCAUGCCAUCAUCACUGUCUUCUUUUGCAUUCCGAUUAUGGCGGCGGUGCAUCGAUUCGGCCCUUGGCUGAGAGAAAAGUCGGGCACGCCUACAUGGGUGAAUCCCGAGUUCAGCAGCGACGCUUCCAUGUUGGAAAGCUGA